UGCAAAAGACGAUGAAAACAAAUAAAAAUAAAUAUGAUAAAUAAAUUAUAACUAUAUUAAUAUAAUUUUUAAUUAAUAAAUAUGUGUUUUUCAUCUCGUUUUCGUUUAUUCCAUUGGGGACCACUCACAGCCUUGGGUAUUAUAAAAUGUGUUACGGGUAUGACAAUUCAUUGUUCAAAUAUGUGGUGGCCACCAAGUUCAUCCAUAGGAGGUUUACUUAAUUCUAUUUGCUUUUUAUCUUUAUCCGGACUUACAUUGUACAAUUUUUUAUCAGCCUCAUUUAAUGGUCCAGGCUUCUUGCCUUUACAAUGGACUCCAAAAAAUGAGCAAGACACUGAAUUCUUACAAUGGUGUUCAAUAUGUAAUGGCCACAAAGCACCUAGAUCACAUCAUUGUCGCAAAUGUGGGCGCUGUGUAAUGAAAAUGGAUCACCAUUGUCCAUGGAUAAAUAAUUGUGUGGGCUGGAAAAAUCAAUGCCAUUUCACAUCAUUUUUGUUUUAUGCUGUUUGUGGUUGUGCCCAUGCAAGUGUAGUUUUAGCGUGUUCUUUAUAUCAUGGGAUUCAUAGAGUUUGGUAUCAGUAUUAUGGUACGGGCUUAGAGCCUGUUGUUUACUUAAAUGUGUACAGUCUAGUCUUUUGUGUGUUUUCACUUGGACUUGCUGUAGGAGUAGUAAUAGCAGUCGGCAUGUUACUUUUUUUCCAGGUCCGAAGCAUAGUUAGAAAUAUUACAGGUAUUGAAGAAUGGAUUAUAGAAAAAGCAGAACAUAGGCAAAGAGAUGAUGCAUUUAUAUUUCCCUACAAUCUUGGGUUUUGGAAAAAUGUUAAACAAGUAAUAAAUUUCUCAGGAGAUCCUGUUGGUGAUGGUAUAACAUGGGAAGUUCUUGAUUCGUGUGAUCAAUACACUUUAACUAAGGAACAACUAUGCCAGAAGCAAGAGAAACGUCAAAGAACACGAAUUUAUAAAAUUGUAAAAGCCUCUACAGGUUACUGGUUUCCUUUAUUUUCUCAAGGGUUGUGGGUUUGUUUGAGGCCCCCUUGCACUGAUGAGCCACGAGUUGCAUUGCAAGUUAAUGAUACAGUACAAGUUACAAGGUGGAAAAAAUAUUGGUUAUUUGGUGAAAAAAUAAAUAAUAAUGAACCCAAAACACGAAUACGUGGUUGGUUCCCAAGACAAUGCGCUGUUGAAGUGAUAGAAAUAAAAAAGGAUGAAUAAUAUUAUAAGAUGGAGCAAUAUAAAGAUAUAUAACUAUAUGAACUGAUUUCCAAAUGUGUAUCAAUUAGUUUUAAG
Molecule: messenger RNA, 1287 nt
Organism: Ctenocephalides felis (cat flea)
Lineage: Eukaryota; Metazoa; Arthropoda; Insecta; Siphonaptera; Pulicidae
Product: palmitoyltransferase ZDHHC6
Exons: 7
Coding region: 82-1212 (376 amino acids)
Biological process (GO): protein palmitoylation
Cellular component (GO): Golgi apparatus
Molecular function (GO): palmitoyltransferase activity
Source: RefSeq, a predicted model, not a curated record